ACGAUGCCGGAGUAUCUGAAAAAGCGCUUCGGUGGCCAGAGAAUCCAGCUUUAUCUGACGGUGCUAUCUCUGGCAAUGUAUAUCUUCACAAAGAUCUCUGUGGACAUGUUCUCUGGAGCAGUUUUUAUCCAGGUGGCUCUGGGCUGGAAUAUUUAUGUAUCGGUUAUCGCCCUCCUCAUUAUUACAACGAUCUACACUGUAACAGGUGGUCUCGCUGCUCUCAUGUACACAGACACAGUACAGACGUUUGUUAUUAUUGGAGGAGCCUGUGUCCUGGCUGGCUAUGCAUUCAGUGCCGUUGGAGGAUAUGAUGCUCUCAUGACUAAGUACAUGACUGCGGUGCCCUCUGUUGUGGGUAAUGUGUCUCUUUCCUGUGCAUCUCCACGUCCUGAUUCCCUACAUCUUCUUCGAGAUGCACAAACUGGGGAUCUCCCAUGGCCGGCACUAAUUCUGGGCCUUACCAUUGUGUCCUCAUGGUAUUGGUGCAGCGACCAGGUGAUUGUGCAACGUUGUCUGGCAGCUCGUUCUAUAACACAUGUGAAGUUGGGUUGUGUGUUGUGUGGAUAUCUGAAGAUCCUUCCAAUGUUCCUCAUGGUAAUGCCAGGGAUGAUUAGCAGAGUCCUGUAUACAGAUGAAGUUGCCUGUGUGUUACCAUCACAGUGCCAGGCUGCAUGUGGCACAGAUAUUGGAUGCUCAAACAUCGCAUAUCCGAAGCUGGUUGUGCAACUUAUGCCAAAUGGUCUGCGGGGUCUCAUGCUUGCUGUGAUGCUUGCGGCUCUCAUGAGCAGUCUCGCAUCAAUAUUCAACAGCAGCAGCACUCUCUUUACAAUGGACAUCUGGACACGACUGAGACCUCAGGCUGCUGAGCGAGAACUCUUAAUGGUGGGAAGGGUAUGGACAGUGUGUCUUGUUGCCUUCAGCAUUGCGUGGAUCCCUGUGGUUCAGGCUGCACAAGGGGGACAGUUAUUUGAUUACAUUCAGUCAGUGGCGAGUUUUCUGGCCCCGCCCAUUGCAGCAGUUUUCUUUCUGGCUAUGUUUGUGAAAAGGGUUAAUGAACCGGGUGCAUUCUGGGGCCUUAUUGGAGGCCUGUUCCUGGGGUUGUGCCGCAUGAUUCCUGAGUUUGCCUUUGGGUCUGGAACCUGUUCUGCGCCCAGCUCAUGUCCCAGAGUCAUUUGUGGAGUGCAUUACCUCUACUUUGCUAUAAUCCUCUUCCUGUGCUCUGGAGCCAUUGUCUUGUGCAUCUCAUACUGCACCCCACCUAUUCCUGACAGCCAGCUAUAUCGCUUAGUCUUUAGUCUCCGGCACAACCAGGAACCAAGGGAAGAAAAAGAAACAGAGCCAGGGGCUCAGUCUGCACCACCCACGGUAGCUGUUGAGGUGCCCAACCUGGACCAAGCAGAUUGCCAAAACAUGACAUCGACAGAUAUCCGAGAGAAACCAUCACUCGCCCGGCUUGUUAAUAUAAAUGCUAUGCUCAUGAUGACAUGUGCUGUAUUUCUAUGGGCAUAUUAUGCAUAAGGAACUAAGGGAAAACCUCCAAUUUACUAAAUAAAGGUUAAUAUUUUA
Molecule: messenger RNA, 1566 nt
Organism: Bombina bombina (fire-bellied toad)
Lineage: Eukaryota; Metazoa; Chordata; Amphibia; Anura; Bombinatoridae
Gene: SLC5A2
Product: solute carrier family 5 member 2
Exons: 11
Coding region: 4-1518 (504 amino acids)
Biological process (GO): sodium ion transport; transmembrane transport
Cellular component (GO): plasma membrane
Molecular function (GO): D-glucose:sodium symporter activity
Source: RefSeq, a predicted model, not a curated record